This is a messenger RNA of Capronia epimyces CBS 606.96, 1422 nucleotides long. RefSeq lists its product as uncharacterized. Gene Ontology annotation, molecular function: NADP binding; flavin adenine dinucleotide binding; N,N-dimethylaniline monooxygenase activity. The record is from RefSeq and is a predicted model, not a curated record. Bases 1 to 1422 code for a protein of 473 amino acids. NCBI's taxonomy places the organism in Eukaryota, Fungi, Ascomycota, Eurotiomycetes, Chaetothyriales, Herpotrichiellaceae. The transcript is spliced from 9 exons.
AUGACGGUCAAGGUGCGACCCUCGGUUCUCAUCAUAGGCUGCGGCCCAGCAGGUCUAGGAGCCAUUGAGCAAUUCAAGCGGAAAGGCUUUGAUGUCGUGGCCUACGAGGCCCGCGACAGUGUCGGUGGUCUGUGGAACUUUGACCCGACUCCGCCGCCAUGCCAGAUCUCAUUCGAUAAGGACGGCCAUGCCAUUGCGCUGACAGACCACGAGCGGUCUGGUAAGCCGGCAGCGGCUCCAACUCCCAUGUAUGCCGGUGUCACGGCCAACACGCCCAGGGAUAUCAUGCCCUAUCGCUCGCAUCCCUACCCACAGGGCACGGCCGAGUACCCGACUUAUCAGGUCAUCUACCAAUACCAGCAACAGCACGCUGCCACCUACGCCAACCACAUCCGACUCAACCGUGUGGUCACUCGGGUGCGACACACGCCCGACGACCAUGCUGCCAGGCAAAGAUGGCUGGUGGAGUGGACGCCGUCCGUGACGAGCAAGUCGCCGGAUGUGGGAACGACGUUUGAGGAGGGAUUUGACCAUAUUGUGGUGGCCAACGGGUCGGAUUCCAGGCCCUUCAUCCCCUAUAUAGACAACUUGUGGCGCUGGAAGGGCCAAAUCCUGCAUUCGAGGUGGUACAGAGACGCGAAAGUAUUUGCUGGAAAGACCGUAAUGGUGGUGGGUGCCGGGCCAUCGAGCGCCGAUAUUGUGCGAGAACUCGGCAUGCUUCGGGUUGAACAGUCGCCCCUGGCACCACGCCGAGUUUACCGCUCUCUGAGAAGCAAGCCGCGCUACGACACGGAGCACGAAAAGGGAUGGAGCGAGCACAUCAACAACGUGACACCUAUCCGCACCGUCGAGCCGCCCUCAUCCAACUCUGCCACCGGGCGGAUCGUCACCGUGUCGGGAGAAGUUCUGGAUGAUGUGGACGUUAUCAUCUUUGCUACAGGAUUCGUGAUCCGCUUCGAGUUCUGCCACGCGUCAGAUGCUCCGUUCAACAAAGCACCCCUGCUGAGGUAUCCGUCUGUGCCUGCAGAGGCUCCUCGACCGCCCAAGGACUUGGUGGGACAGGCUACGCUGGACGGCGGGCACCGCGUUCACAAUCUCGACGCUCACCAGAUCUUCUACCUUCCGGACCCAACGCUCGUAUUCUUACUGCUGCACGCCGAAGCCAUCCCCUGGCCCUUCUCGGAAAUGCAGGCCCGCGUGGUCGCGGCUUACUGGUCGGGCACGCCGCUCGAGCUGACGCCUCAUCCGGAAGAAGACUCGGACUCGCAUUCGAUCCUGGUUCUCGGCCAUCCCGGAGAAUUCAAAUAUGCCGAAAAGUUGUUGAGUCUGAUUGGCGAAGGAGGACCAGAGGAAGUUGACGAUCAAGGACGCUGGGGAGCGUGGCCGGCUUGGAAGCAGCGUAUUCGGGAGCUCAUUGACUAG